Molecule: messenger RNA, 324 nt
Organism: Exophiala aquamarina CBS 119918
Lineage: Eukaryota; Fungi; Ascomycota; Eurotiomycetes; Chaetothyriales; Herpotrichiellaceae
Exons: 1
Coding region: 1-324 (107 amino acids)
Source: RefSeq, a predicted model, not a curated record
AUGCCUGGUGAUGGUGAUCAUGAUAAUCGGUUCAAGACCGUACAUCUGACCCACAACACGGGUGAAAUGAAGAAGUGGUUUCCUAAAAGAUAUCCCCGGGAAGGAGCUUCUGAAAACGAAAUUAUAUUCCAUGAGACGCAACGGGAGGAGAUUUCCUACCCCCCGUCCCGUUAUGGCUCGGAUCUAGUUAAAAAGAUCAACAGCAGUUUCGGCAACGAUACUGCCGCCAAAGACAGGGAGCAGAAUAAGAUAGCAGGGCGGGAUUUUGCGUACGCCAAAGACGAACCCAAGCACUGGUCGUCUAGAUCUGACAAGAGGUAUUAG